Molecule: messenger RNA, 2953 nt
Organism: Nelumbo nucifera (sacred lotus)
Lineage: Eukaryota; Viridiplantae; Streptophyta; Magnoliopsida; Proteales; Nelumbonaceae
Source: RefSeq, a predicted model, not a curated record
ACAGAUCUCUAUUAGUUCUUUUCUUCAUGAUCCUCUUGCCAUUUUCCACCGUAGCCAUUGAUGAGAGUUCCRUUUUUAGGUAGAGGGAGGAAAGGCUGUUUCCCCGUUCACUUUAACAUUUAGAAACAACAAUCAUCUGUUACAAUCUCUCUUCUUGAAUUUUGAAUUUUGUUUCUCUUCUCAUAUUUUUUUUUGUUUAAUUAUGUCGAACUCAGGUGGAAUCCGAAACCUGAUACAUCCGAUCGAACUCGAACUCAGAUUUAUUUCUUAUGCAUCAGAUUGGAGUUCGGAUCGAAUUCGGAUGGGUGGUUUUCAUUUAUGGAAUCAAACUUGGAUGUAUGUACAUCUGAUCCGAUUAUAGACCUAUUGAUAAACCACAAAAGUGUUUGAAUAAAACAAGUUUUACAAAUUUAGCCAUUCUAUAUUCUUCUAUACUCAUUCAUAUCUACACUAAUGGUACAAACCAUUCAACCCUUCUAUUAUUUGAUUGUUUGCUUUUGUAAUUAUUUGAAAUCUUAUUUUAAUUAGAUAUCAGGGGUAUAAAAUACAGAUCAACACAUGAGCAAAAGCUGCCAUUUAGUCUAGUUUUUUGCUUGAAUGUUCUCAAAUCAGUGUUUUAUGAUCUAAAGAAAUGCUAGUUUUUAGCGCAAAAAAGGUAAUAUAUAUCCCAUGUUAUAGUGGCUUAUGGAAUCCAAUUCAAAGUCUAUAGUGCUGGUUUUAAUGUGUUUUUAUAUGUGGUUACUAAUUCUUAUUCUGUUCUUAGAUUUUGACUUCCACACUUGAGUAGAGACACUUAUCUAGACUCUAGAGAGAGUUAAAAUAGAAUUAUAGAAUACUUUGUAUUUAUACCUACAUCCAUUUGUGAAAUGGUUGCUUUGCUGGUUUAACCAUUUCAGUGAAUGGGCUACCUUCACUGUUAUACCUCUGAUUUGUUGGCAGACAUAUAUUAGUUGUCAUGGUCCCCAAUCCACUAAAAUAAUAGAGAAACGUGAAAGAAAAGCUAGGACACUGUGAAACCAUGCAUUAAUAAUUUAUUUUACUUAUUUUGUUUGUUUGUCUAUAGAGAUAACCACUAAACUGGCAGGACCAUCCCCCUCUCUCUCUCUCUCUCCUAUUCUUCAAAACAAGUUGAAGGUAUGGGAGAAUUUGUGUUCAUCUCUGCAACUGUAAUCUUGUGUAUUUUGAUACUGUCAUGGGUGUGGAGGAUGUUGUAUUUGAUAUGGUGGAGGCCCAUGAAGCUGGAGAGGUAUUUGAAAGAGCAAGGCAUCAAGGGGCCUCCCUACAAACUUCUGGUUGGGAAUCUGAAGGAUGAAUCGAGGUUGAGGAAAGAAGCACUAUCCAAGCCCAUGAAUCUCUCCCACAACAUCGCCCCAAGAGUUGCACCCUUUGUUCUUCAGACCAUCCAGAAUUAUGGUAAAAUGUCAGUAUCAUGGUCUGGGAGAACUCCUAGGAUUUAUAUUACAGACCCAGAACUGAUAAAGGAUAUUCUGCUUUACAAGUUUGGACACUUUGAGAGGUCCAAACCAAAUCCUUUUGCAAGGUCGUUAGCAAGUGGACUUGUAAGCUAUGAGGGAGAAAAAUGGGUUAAGCAUAGAAGGAUCAUCAACCCUGCUUUCCAUCUAGAUAAGCUAAAGCGGCUGUUACCAGUGUUUUCUAUUAGUUGUUGUGAUCUGAUAACAAGAUGGGAAAAGUUGGUUCCAUCAGAAGGGUCAUAUGAAAUGGAUGUAUGGCCUGAACUCAAAAAUUUAUCUGGGGAUAUCAUAUCUAGGGCAGCAUUUGGUAGCAGCUAUGAAGAAGGGAGACGAAUUUUUCAAAUUCAAGAAGAACAGGCCAGCCUUAUUAUGCAGGAUGCUAUGUCCAUUCAUAUCCCGGGUCUCAGGUUUCUACCCACAAAAAGGAACAACAGAAUGAAAGAAAUGGAAAGAGAAGUGAGAGCCCUACUGGAGGGAAUCAUCAGUAAAAGAGAAAAGGCUAUGAGAAUGGGAGAAGCCUGUACAAAUGAUUUAUUGGGUUUGCUAAUGGAGUUCAAUUUUAAAGAGAUCCAAGAGCAUGGGAAUUUAAAGAAUGUUGGUAUGAGUAUUGAUGAAGUGAUCGGGGAGUGCAAACUAUUUUACUUUGCAGGACGGGAGACCACUUCAAUUUUGCUCACAUGGACAAUGCUUGUGUUGAGUAUGCACUCUGAAUGGCAAUUGCGCGCAAGGGAAGAGGUCUUACAAGUAUUUGGAAAAAAUAAGCCAGAUUUUAAUGAGUUAAAUCAACUCAAAAUUGUGACCAUGAUUCUGUAUGAAGUUCUAAGAUUAUAUCCACCAGUGUUUAGAAUUUCUCGGUGGACAUACAAGAAGAUCAAACUAGGGGAAAUCUUCUUGCCACCUGGAGUAGAGCUUUCAUUGCCAAUAAUUCUCCUUCACCACAGUAUCGAAUUUUGGGGUGAUGAUGCACAAGAGUUCAAACCAGAGAGGUUUGCAGGAGGAGUUUCAAAAGCAACAAAGAAUCAAGUCACCUUCUUCCCAUUUAGUUGGGGCCCUCGAAUUUGCAUUGGACAGAAUUUUGCACUGAUGGUAGUAAAGAUGGCUCUGGCAAUGAUUCUACAACGUUUUUCAUUUGAGCUCUCACCAACCUACUGUCAUGCCCCUUGCACAGUUUUAACUCUUCAACCCCAAUAUGGUGCUCAGAUCCUCUUACAUAAACUAUGAGUUCUUCACCACACCAUUGAUUUAUCAGAUGUGGUAGAAAGUCCAGAGUGAAGACCUACCUCUUCUUGUAAUCUAAGAAUAUUAGUUAUGCAGUGGAUUGAACUACAUCUAACACUAUAUAGAUACAUUAUGAGCUGGAUGUCUUGGUCGUUUAAGCUACUGAAGCUUAAGCAGCAAAUUCAAACUCUCACAAGUUGUCAGAGACUAGCUAACAACACUGAUAAAUCAUGCAUGAAUGUGACAAAAAAAAAGUUGCUUUA